AAACCCUUUUAAAUUGGAAAGUGCAGGCAAUAUUUCGAAAGCUAGAGAAAAAAAGAAAAGAAAAACAGAAAGGGCAACUGUAAUUACGUUCUUGCUGGUGUUGUGCACUGGGCUAUUUGAGCCAAGAAGUCGCUAUAGAACACCACGGAAGCAAGAUGGACAUCACAGCCGAAAUGAAGCAAUGGCUAUCAGGCAUCACCCCUGAGAAGAAGGCAAAGCUGGUUUUCUUCUCUUCUCAUGCUUAUACUCCCUGUGGUAAGAUAAACCCGAAUGUCGAGACAACCCUGAACCUGCUGGCAAAUGCUAUCGCUCUUGGAAAUUUCAACAAAAUAGAUGAUUAUCUGGAGGAGAAGGUAAAGGCCUUUUCUCGUCAUAAUGUGGAUAAAAAAGAAAUCUCAGAGGCAGAUUACACAUGUCUGAGUUUCUUCUCCGCUUGUAAAUAUUUGAAUGUUGUUCCUCCUUUUCUUGGUUUGGAGAAAGUAUCUUCUAUUCAAGACAAGUUUGAAAUGAAGGACAAGGAGCGAGACUAUCGCUUCCUGCUGGAUUCUGCCGACCUUGUGCUAGAAAAGAUCUGUGACUCACUGACGCUAGCAGGAGUAGCGCAGAUUUGGUCAGCUAUGAGAAAAGUUGAGAUGCUAACCAAAGAUGUGCAUAACAUAGAUGUUAUUGGUUUCUCCUGCGAUUUAGAGCCAAUAGGGAUGAAGGAGUGCCUAUUCUUCUUUAUAGUUCGUAAUAUGCAAAUGCUAAAGGAAAUCAACAAUGUGUGUACAAACAGACUAGAGCGCCUCAUAGCGGAAUGUGAGGAAAACUCAGCCUGUGAAGAGGGGAAAACACUUAGAUCUAUUAUAGAGGGCCUGCGUUGCUACCCAGUGGAGGGCUAUCCUUUUGGCUUCUGUCUCAUACUGUCUGUUCACCACAACCGGGAUGGAGCGAAGAAAGAAUUCCAGAAUGUGUUAACUGUCUCCAAGUAUCUAGGCAUGAUAUCGUACGAGAUAAAGGAUCCAAAGGAAAAGACAAUCGAAGAGAUGGAAAAUGAGCUGAAGAAGCCUAAAUAUCGGUUCUACAGUUCCUUCACUUGCUGGUUCAUGUCUCAUGGGGAUAAAAAAUCCAUAGAGCUUGCUGACGGGAAGACUAUUGAAAGAGAAAGUUUUCUUACAAAGUUCUCCGACAUAGAUUCUUUCAAGCUGAAGCCAAAAGUAUUCUUCAUGGUGUCAUGCCUAGGUAAAAAGAAGUUCAGGCUUGAAGCUGAUGACAGUGAGAGCCUUAGUACAACAGAGGAUCAAUAUGCUAUUACCAGCAUCAAAGUCAGGGAGGAAUUCAGUGACACUCCCGUCAGAGGGCGCAACAUUUCUGAUACACAGCCCAUGAUGGACACUCUUGUAGCCUACUCAACAAUGCCCGACAACCUAUCUGGGCGGAAUAUCACUCACGGAUCCAUCUACGUGAACCGUGCGUGCAUGCUGAUGUCUGAAAACAUUAGCAGAGGGAAAAACCUCACAGAGAUCCUGGAGCAUAUCAGCCAAGAACUGCAUGAAAUUGUGCAAGAAAAAGAGGAAGAGGAUUGUCUGUACAAGCAAGGGUGUCACUAUCAUUCCUAUUUUCGGAAGACACUUAAGCUGCCUCAUGAACGUAACAACGAUUAAGCAAUUUUCAUUGUCUUUAUCUAAGGUGUAUGCACGCAGACGGACUGGCAGACUCACACGCACACACACACACACACACACACACACACACGCACACACGCACACACGCACACACGCACACACGCACACACGCACACACGCACACACGCACACACACACACACGCACACACACACACACACACACACACACAAUUAGUAUUUAAUCUAAUUAGAAUAUGCGUUUAUAAUUAUAAUGAUUAAUCUUGUAUACAUUAGGGAUAUGAUUUACUUGAAAGCUACACAUAUGAUCAGUUUUUGUUAAUUCCUAAUAGUAAACUUAAGAACAUAUCCUUAAAUGGGUCAUCCUGUAUAAUAACUUGGAAAUUUGCAUAUAAUUCCUACAGAAGUACACUUAUAAUGUUGUUUGUAAUUGAAAGUCUCUGUAACCAGGUCAAUGAAUAAUGCUUCAGAGUUACUUGCUGCUCGUAUAUAUCAAUAUACAUACCCGCAUACAUAUAUGAUAAUGACGAUGAAUUUCAUGGUAAUGGUAAUUAGGAUGAUGAAGAUGAAUGCUAAUAAUGAUGAUGAUAAUGACAAUGAUGAUAAUAAUGAUGGUAAUAUCACCCAUCAGCUUCGGAUUUAUGUGCUGUCCAAUGCAGUUUAUUUUGUGAAUUUUAUUCCCCAUAGAUGGCUCCACCAGAGCUCAACCAUCAAGGAGUCAGUUAAUAAUAUUUAAUUCCUUGAAAUUAACGUUAUUAUUUGUUAUUGCUAUAACCAUCAAUAUUGCUAUUAUAUUUUGAUUAUAUUGUUAUUAAAGUACUAAUAACAAUAAAAACAUUAAAAAAAAAGUACUUGUUAGGCUAAAAUUACUUUGGAUAUGGCAUGUGUUGUUGCUAUACGUGACAAUGAGUUAAUAUUGAUGAUGGUGAUAGUGAUAAUAAUACUGAUAAUAAUACUGAUGAUGAUG
Molecule: messenger RNA, 2590 nt
Organism: Penaeus chinensis
Lineage: Eukaryota; Metazoa; Arthropoda; Malacostraca; Decapoda; Penaeidae
Biological process (GO): proteolysis
Cellular component (GO): protein-containing complex
Molecular function (GO): caspase binding; cysteine-type endopeptidase activity
Source: RefSeq, a predicted model, not a curated record